CUCUACUUUCACGUGGCUUAGUGGCUAAAGCCACUUCAAGAAAUUGAUUAAUGAAACUCGAGACUCUCGGUGUUGCCAGUGCUGAUCUAAAUGGCAAUGAUAGCUUUACUACUCGGAACUCUCGUUACUACGGCUGUCCUGGGAUUAACCCAGGGAGAGACAUUAUCCCGAGGCUCUUCAUUUCUAGAUGGCGGAUCUAAGAUUGGCAUGUAUGACGGAUCCGUAACGAACAUCAAGAAACAUCCAUAUUUGGUUGCCUUGGUGACGAGUAACUACGAUAUCGGGUUCUACUGUACCGGCAAUAUUGUGACUGAUAGUUGGGUUAUAACUACCGCCUACUGUCUCCAAGGCGAAGUGACGUCAUCCCUGACAGUGAUCGCUGCAACCAAUGACCCGACAGUGGCUGGAGGGCACAAGUACGGUGUCUCCACUCUGAUACAACACCCUCGAUACGGAGCAGCCACUGGCUGGGAGGACUACAACUACGGCUGUGUUAAGGUUUCGGGGAAGUUCCAGUGGUCGGAGAAAGUCAAGCCCAUCAGGCUGCCAAAAGCCGAGAUCCGUGUGAACACCAACAUGAUGGUCGCUGGUUGGGGUGCUACGACUCGUGACGAUGAUGACCCUACACAUCCUCUGAGACAGGGCAGGAUGAGAUGGUAUGACAAAGCUAUCUGUGCCACAGAGUACAAAGUAUGGCUCAACCUUAACUGGACGGAAAGGAUGGCAUGCGCUUACAAUCGCGGCAAGACUACGCUCUGUCGGGAGGACUUCGGGACUGGUCUGGUACACAACGGAGUAGUAUAUGGGAUGUUCUCCGGGACCGGGGACUUGUUCUGCUCUGAAUACUCGAGCCCCGCUCUCCUGGCUGACGUGAAGGCCGGUGCCGCUUGGUUCAGAAAGAUCACUGGGGCCAAGUAAGACCAAACACCGGUAAACACUCGCUUAGAGCGAUAUUUAAAAAACAAUUUAAAUUUUUUCAUAACCAUGCUGAACAAUGAAUGAGUAAUAAAAUUCUUUUGCACGUAAA
Messenger RNA from Homalodisca vitripennis (glassy-winged sharpshooter), 1027 nucleotides. RefSeq names its product trypsin-like. The coding region runs from base 91 to 918 and encodes 275 amino acids. Gene Ontology annotation, molecular function: serine-type endopeptidase activity. Gene Ontology annotation, biological process: proteolysis. The transcript has 6 exons. The record is from RefSeq and is a predicted model, not a curated record. Lineage: Eukaryota; Metazoa; Arthropoda; Insecta; Hemiptera; Cicadellidae.